AUGGAAGCCACUGUCGGCUGGUGCAACUCCGGCUGCCGGAGUCAAUACAAGAACGGCCACUACCACGUGUUCAUCCACGUGAGUAUCAAUAUGGGUUUGAAAGGAGGGCCCAUUUGGAGAAUUUUGUGGGGGAAAAUCAAGAAAGAGAAGAUGAAGAAGAAGAAGAAGAAGAAAAGGAAGAAGAAAGUGCAUGGAGUUUUGAAUACGACGCAGUUUAGUUAUGAUCCGUGUGAGUAUGCACAGAAUUUUGAUCAGGGGUUGAUGGUGAAUGAUUUCGAUGAUCUUUCGAGAUCGUUUUCAGCUCGUUUUGCUGUCCCGUCUACAGUUUUCAACAAGGGAUUAACGUCGGCAAUGCCAAGAUCAGAAGAACAACUCGGCAAUGGCAAGCCGAGUCUUGCUUCUUCUUCCUCCCUCUUCCCCCUUUUCUUCCUUGGUGGAGUUGAGGUGGAGCUGGAAGAGCUCAAUACCACUCCAUUCAUCCUUAUAGAAGUCAAAUAG
Lactuca saligna is the source of this 498-nucleotide messenger RNA. The record is from the annotation of a GenBank genome assembly. Lineage: Eukaryota; Viridiplantae; Streptophyta; Magnoliopsida; Asterales; Asteraceae.